UUUUGUUGGGUCUUUUUUUAAUUUUUACAAAAAAUAAACAUUUCCAACAAAUAUUAAAUAAAAAUAUAACUAUAAAAAUGGAAAAUAAAACUCAAACACUCUGUAGAAUAUGUUUCGAUCUUGGACAUUUCAGUCUCAAUGGCUAUGAAAUCAAUAUACAAGGAAAAAACUUAUCAAUCGAAGAAAUGAUCAAACGAUUUUCAGAUAUUGAAUUCACAGACGAACAUGUCCCAGAAUUAAUAUGCGAAACAUGCACACAAGAUUUGGUUCAAAGUUAUUUAUUUUCCGAAAAAGUCUUGGAAUCGGAUGCAAAAAUCAUGAAUCUUGCACAAUUACAAGAACAAGAGAAACUUGUUGUUUAUGAAGAUGAACUACAAUCAGAACAAGAUGACGACGACGAAGUUGUCAGUCAAGAUAUGGAAAUUGAAAACUUUGAAGAGCAAAAUAUGGAAAUACAAGAAAUUAAAGAUAUUCAAACGAUAGAGGAGCAGGUUAUAACUGAAGAAGAAGAAGAACACAAUGAUUUAAUAGAAGAGAUUCACGAAUCGAAUCCUCCUGAAGACCUUUACACAGAAUCUGAGGUUGCAGGAGGCAAUGAUCAUGAAGAAAUUAUAUGUCUUGAAGAAGUGGAAGAAACAGUUUCGUCAUCACUUCAAAUUGAUCCAUCCGAAGAAGAUGUAUCAAAUAUACCCUUGAACUAUGAUUCAUUUCCAAAUCCAGAAAAAGAAGACGAACCAAUUGAACCUCGUAAAAAAUACCAAAGACGUAACAAAACUGAUAAUGAAAUUGAUAAAAAUGGUUCAUUUGUUAUCACUCAAUUUGCGUGUUCGACAACUGCCCCUGGAACUCAUAUUAACACAAAUAACGAUGACACUGAUGAAGUGGCUGUAAGUGAUGUUAGAAUAAUGAAUUAUGAAACUGUCGAAGUCAAAGCAGGUAAUAUAGACAUAUUUAAUCAAAUUUCACAAAGCGAACUACCAAUUGAUGAUAGUCGAGUUUAUUUGUGUCAAUAUUGUCCGAGAGCUUUUUCUACGUCGGCUUUUCUUAUUGCGCAUGUUAGGAAGACACAUGGAUGUAAGUUUUGUGCGAGUGUUUUUGAAAAAGCAAAAGAUCUAUUUGCACAUAUUCGGGAGGCUCACGCGAAAUUUGAAUGUGUUGUGUGUGGUAAAGAGUUUACUAGCAAUAGUAAUAUGCGAAAUCAUUUGAAAAAUGUGCACAAAGUUAAGGUACCUGCUAAUGUAUCAUUGUUAUCGUAUAAAAAGAAUAGUGAAGUGGAAGAGGAAAUUUAAAAAGACUUUUCAUAGGAGUUUUUAGUAAAUAAAAUAAUUGUUUUUAUAUAUACUCGUAGUUUAAGAUUUAUUUAAGAAAAAAAUAAAAUAAAAUAUGUAAAUUAGUUAAAUCUAUAUUGAGUAGGUUAUUCCUUAUGUGGAAUUCUAGUUCAAUUUGGUAUAAAAAAGGGACUUUUUCGUAUUUAAGUUCUUAUUAGAAGCCUUAUUUUCUAGUUUAUGUAUAAAAAUAAAAUAAAAUGGUAUAUAAACUCGUACUGAAUAAGAAAAUUUUAUUGGUUUAUAUAUUUUCGUUGGAGUUGGGGCUUCUACAAUUCUCGGAUAUGGAUGGUUCUAUGAAGAAUUUGAUUUUAUUGUAUUCCAGUUGUGGCCGUAAUUAUUUAAACUUCAAACAUUUAAGAGCUGUUUGCUGAAUCGAAACUUAAGCAUUUAAGUUCAACAUAAACUCUUAUGUGACAGUUUACGCACAGAAAAAAGUAGAGAAUAAGAGUUUAUGUUCAACAUAAAUUAUUUAAGUUUCGAUUCAGCAAAUGGCCCAAGUCCCUUAAGUAGUUUCGAAUCAAGGUCUGGCCAAAUAUGUUUGUCGUCUAGUAGAGCAUGAUUUAAAA
Episyrphus balteatus (marmalade hoverfly) is the source of this 1894-nucleotide messenger RNA. RefSeq names its product zinc finger protein 652. Gene Ontology annotation, cellular component: nucleus. Gene Ontology annotation, biological process: regulation of transcription by RNA polymerase II. The coding region runs from base 78 to 1289 and encodes 403 amino acids. The transcript is spliced from 2 exons. The record is from RefSeq and is a predicted model, not a curated record. Gene Ontology annotation, molecular function: zinc ion binding; sequence-specific DNA binding; DNA-binding transcription factor activity, RNA polymerase II-specific. NCBI's taxonomy places the organism in Eukaryota, Metazoa, Arthropoda, Insecta, Diptera, Syrphidae.